This is a messenger RNA of Emys orbicularis (European pond turtle), 3675 nucleotides long. Its product is annotated as proline-rich protein 36-like. The record is from RefSeq and is a predicted model, not a curated record. Lineage: Eukaryota; Metazoa; Chordata; Testudines; Emydidae. The transcript is spliced from 5 exons. The coding region runs from base 1 to 3675 and encodes 1224 amino acids.
AUGGAUGGCAAAGCUACUGCCAAUGGGGUCCCCCCUCCCCAGACCAAUGGCACGGCAACCGCUGGGAAAGGGGCAGCAGCUGGCCAGCCUGCAGCAAAACCCAAGCCUGCCAAGAACGCUGUGAGAUCAGCCCCCGUCUCUGGAGCUAGGCGGCCUGUGACUGACCACGCCCGCCCGCCCACGGCCCCAUGUGGUGGCGCCAAGCUGCUCAGCAAUGGGGUGCCCCCGAAGGCCGAAGCCUCGCAGAGGAAGCUGCCAGCAGCAGCAUCAGCACCCAAAGCUGGUGCUGCCUCUGCCAAGCCCACUCCGGCCAAAACAGUGGCCAGGAAGCCAGCGGGUGAGAGCGGGGCAAAGCCUCCGGAGAAGGCUGGGCCGGGCAAGGCCGGGCAGCCGAAGGGCGUGAGGAAGACGACAGUUCCAACCAUGGCCUUGGUCCCAAAGUCGGCCUCAGUGAAGCCUGAGAAACCAGAAUCGGCCAAGCCUUCCAGACCCCCUGCUCCAGGGACGAAGGACACCACACAGGUCUCCACCAGAGCCCUGACCAGUAACAAACCAGCCAUGGCCAAACCUAAACAGAUGGCGCCACCUGGUGGCCAGGCCUCAGCAGUACCACAGCAGCAGAAAAACACCACCGCCUCUGCAAAGAAAGACCUCGUCAGAGCUGCCCCCGUCUCCAGGGCCAGGCUGUCUGGCUCGAACCCCACCCUCAACAAGAUUGCUGGCCCGGCCAAGAUGUCCAAAGCCAAGCUCCCGGCAGAGCCCAAGGCCAAGAGCCACCCAGUUCCUGCCACUCCCAAGGCCUUGGAGAAGCCAAAGGGGCCGAAGACCCCUCCCAAGGCAGGGGGCAGCCAUCCUGCCACCCCACAGAGAGCAGCGGCCUCCACCCUGAAGAAGUUAUCCGCUGGGAGCCCUGGCAAGAAGCCCCCUAAGAAAGAGGCUAGCUACAACCUGGAGCCAGUGCCUGUGCCCAGGAAAAAGCUGCUUUCCCCAGGACAGGGAGAGGCCAAGGAAGCUGCUGCCAAUGUCCUUUUGGCCUCUCCUGAUGUCCUGCCUGGCACAGAAAGGGUAGCCCCCGAGGGCGAUGUGAGGCCUCUGGAUGAGAAAGGAUUAACACCGGAGGUGGGCCCGGUCCUGCCCAAGCCGGUCCCUGCAGAUGGGGAUGCUCCCGAGAGCUAUAGGCCAGAGGUGCCGGGAGCAGAACAAACACCUGCCAGGGACCUGGAAGGGGUGGUUGGAGGUGGAGCACCCCAGGAAGGAGGAGGCUCAUCUGGCCCAGAGCUGGUGGCUGCCAACCCUCUAUCCCACCAAGAGAGCUGUCCUGCAGAACAGCAGCUGACCGGUCUCUCCCCACCACAAGGGGUGGGCUCUCCUCCCAGGGAGAUGCUGCCCCCAGCAGGCACAGAGCUCCCUGAUGUGACACUCCAACCCCAGGGAGAGCAGAGCCUGGUGGACACCCCAUCUAUGCUUCUAGACCCCUGUGAGACUGGCCCAGCAGCCCAGGGGGAACCAUUGCCCUGCCAGGAAGCCCCAAUGGGGGCUGAGCACCUAGACUUGUGGCCGGAAGGCAAAGGAAGAGCAGCUCAAGACGUGACCUGCCUGGCCCCAGCCCAGCUGGAUUCCUCCUGCCCAGCUGGGGCCUCCCAGAUGCUGCCCCUCAGCAAAGAGGCCCCUCGGGGUGGCACAGGGGGACAGCGAUCUCCCUGCGGGUCACCGAAGCACCCGGCAGAGCUUCUGCGAGGGGGAGAGCGGGAGGAAGAGCUGCCGGAUGAGCCAGAGGCAGAGUGGUUGACGCACGAGAUGGACUCGCUUCCUCAGGUUGGCCUGGAGGGUUCCUCCCCAGAAGAUGUGGCAGAGCCAGGAGCCGUGGAGCUGAGAGAGGAGAGGGAUGGGAGUGUCUCUCUGACCCCGCCAGGGCGUGGACAGGAGACCCAGGAUGCUCUUCCCCUGGAGAGAGGAACCCAGGGCGCUUGCAGGGGCUCCGGGAAGAUGGGGGAUCUGGAUGCCGAAGGAGUGACUAGUACAGAGGAGGCAGCGGCUGUUUCCCAGGGGAUAGAGGGGCUCAGCGGAGAGCCUGUCCGUGCGGGGCAUGAGCCAGAGGAAGCUGUUCCCCCCACAGAACAGCUCCCUGAGGACAGCAAGGGCCCUGAAGACCAACCCAGUGUCGCUUCUCCCGGCAUGUCCCUCCCUGGUGCUGAGCUGGCCGGAGUCACCUUAAGCAGCCUUGAGGAAGCCGAGCUGCAAUGCACCUGCCUACGUUCUCCUGGAGACGUUGCCGAGGUGGGGCCCACGGAGGGGGAGCCCCCACUGAAGGGUGGGGCUGAUGUGCUGGAGGACCUGGAGCCACGUGCCCAACUGGAGUCACCACUGGGUCCCGAGGUGACUGUGCACAAGCCUCAGAGCCUGCCCCUGAAGAGCCUGGAGCUGCCGCAGGAGCCGGCCCAACGCCCCCCGCCCCCAGGGCAGCUGUCGUCCAGUAGCGCCGAGUCGGAGGGGCCGUCCAAGAGCCGCUCCAAGUCCAGCACGCUGAGCGGCCCCGACCUGGCUGGCAAGAGCAGCAGCGAGACCAGCACCCCGGAGGAGCUGCGGGAUUACGACAGCAGCUCCGGUGUGGAGUCCAAGUCGGACGAGAAGCUAGAACAGAGCUUCCCCCGCAGCCCCCUGGAGGACCUGCCAGGGGAGCAGGACCUGGGGAUCCACAUGGACAAGGGGGAUGACGAGGCAGAGACCCUCCCAGCAGACGAGCUCCUAGGUGACCCGCCCACCGAGCCCACAGUGUCCUCCUCCGAGGAGGAGGGGGAGCUGGAUGGAGACCUCCUGAAGGAGCCCGGCUUCCCUGCCAUGGGCAAGCCUCUGGUGUUCCGGGCGCCAUCCCCACCCCGUAAGCCGUCCCUGGAGGAGUUGGAGGAGCUGGGCUCGGGUGACGCUGGCACCGGGACGCCGGCCUCCACCAACUCGGCCACCUCCUUCGACGCCGUCUUCCACCUCCACUCCACUGACAGCUGCGGGAAGAGCCCGGGCCUCUCCUCCCUGGAGAGCGAAGAGCACUCGGCCGAGAGCACCAGAGACCAGAUCCCCAAGGGCUCCGAGCCGGCCAGCCUCCCCGAGGCGGAAGAGCAUGGCAAGAUCUCCCUCCCCGGGGACUGGGGCUGCCAGCUGGAGCGCCCCCUGCAGAUGGGCUCGGCGGAUGAGGAGGAGCUGGCCUCCCAGCCUUAUGGCACUGCUCCCCGUGGCCCGGCGGCAGGUGAGAGCGGGGCUGGCCUGGGGCCCUUCUCCUGGGGGCCCUGCCCCCCUGAAAUCCUCUCCACCAUUUACGAGGUGGAAGGAGGCGCAGAGACCCCUGGGCAGGUGCCAGAAGAGGAGGAGGAGGAUGGGAACUACCAGCUCCCCCCUGCUGUCCCCCGUGACAAGGCCCCCCUGCACCUGGGCAGCCUCCAAGCAACUGUCAUGCAGCAGCUGAUCAGCCGGACUCUGCUCUUCUCCUCCACUGGGGAGGCACCUGUGGGGGGCAGAGGGGCCCCCGUCAUGAGUGAGGUGGAGCUCGGAAAGUGGACAGACCUGCUGUCACCAUUGGAUGAGUCUCGGGCCAGCAUCACCUCAGUCACCAGCUUCUCCCCCGAGGACGUCUCAUCUCCCCAGGGCGACUGGACGGUGGUGGAGGUGGAGACCUUCCACUGA